UGUUAGGUCUAUUGAUUGGGGCGAUUCCAACUUCUCUUUUCGAAUCACCCUUUUCUCGGGCUGUUGUUCGACAGUUCUCUGCUUUCUGUUUCAGGUGCCAGGGGAGAGCGAGAAACAGUGGAAACCAGCCCUGGUUGUACUGACGGAGAAAGACCUUUUAAUCUAUGACAGCAUGCCACGGAGGAAGGAAGCCUGGUUCAGCCCAGUUCACACAUACCCUCUUCUUGCCACCAGGCUGGUCCAUUCAGGUCCAGGAAAGGGUUCACCCCAGGCUGGUGUGGAUCUGUCCUUUGCAACACGAACUGGUACCAGGCAAGGGAUUGAAACACAUCUCUUCAGGGCAGAGACCAGCAGGGACCUCUCGCAUUGGACAAGGAGCAUAGUUCAGGGUUGCCACAAUGCUGCUGAACUCAUUACCGAAAUCACCACCGCUUGCACCUAUAAAAACCAGGAGUGCCGUUUGACCAUACAUUAUGAGAAUGGAUUUUCUAUUACCACUGAAUCACAGGAGGGUGCCUUUCCCAAGACAAUCCUACAGUCUCCUUAUGAAAAGCUCAAAAUGUCUUCAGAUGAUGGAAUCAGGAUGCUGUAUUUAGAUUUUGGAGGCAAAGAUGGAGAGAUCCAACUGGACCUUCAUUCCUGCCCCAAGCCAAUUGUUUUCAUCAUUCAUUCCUUCCUGUCAGCUAAGAUUACAAGACUGGGCUUGGUGGCCUGAAGAGAGGGGCAACUUGCUUUUGAGAAAAGGAGGGCUGCAAUGCCACCAGAGUAUGUGACAUCGGACACCAUCUGUAGGGAACAGCGCACCAGAUGUAGCAUGCGACAGUCAGCUUUAGAUCUCAGGAGUCAUGUGUAACUGUCCCAGACUUCUAUGUCAGUUUCAGCAACUACAAGGGGGGUAUCCUAAGAAAGCGCCCUGAGAAAUAUCAGAAUAAAGAUUUUUAGAACAGUACAAGGUUAAAGAGGUGAGGGCGAUUGGAAAUACACAGCAUAGCUUCUAAAUAAUGACAACCAAGGACAUGACCAUUAGAACAGCAUGUGCAGAUCUUAAUCAUACCAGUUUCCAGGCAACUGGUUCACCCAGGUAAGCAAGGACUGAAUAGAUGAGAAAUGGACAUUGUCACCUCUUCCCCCAGCCUCCUACCCCCAGUAACAAUGAUCUCUUGUUUCAUUGUGAUUUCCUGAUUCUAGUUGAGUUGACUUUCACUGGAAGGAAAAGAAAAAUACUUCAAAUAGAAACCAACCUUUCAGAAGUAGUUGCUACUUUUUUUAAAAACGAAUUAUCUUUCAAUAGUGUAGAAUGAAUCCCAGGUAUUCUCAUUAGCAUAUGCUGAGCAGGAAUUAUAUAAAGCAUCAGAUAUUGGUCUGAGCUGUAAGCUAGUGGAAUCUGAGCCAAAGUUGAGUGUUUAAACUGAUAAAGCUUUGCUAAGGAGUUGUAUGCACGGAAGAUGAUUAAUUCUGGGACUAUACUCACAUCAAGGUCUACUGUCUUAUAGCCAAGAUUGAUAGCUUUAUUUAUAGAGAGCAAAUUGUGGGAAUUUCUUUUAGAAAAGAUUGUCAUCUGAUUCAUAUACAUAAAACUCACAUGGUUGGGGUUAACUAAUUAUCUCUAUUUCAUGGUUUUAAGUGGCAAUACUGAACAGUUUAUUGACCCUCGUUUCUGCCUGUGCUUGUAUGCAUGCAUUUUCAAGCAAGUAAUAGAGCAGCCUAGUUUAAUUCUGGAUAAUGCUGGGUUUUACAUAUAGGCCCAGUAUUUUAAUCAAAUCUAUUGAUAGUAUCUGCAGUUCUCUUGAAAUUCCAGGGAAAUAAUAUAAUGACCUGAUAUUUUUCUACAAGAAUAUUUUCAGACAAUAUAUAGCACAGUACUGAUUUAAUGCUUUUGCCUUUAUCUUUCAAAACUAAUUCACUAAAAAUAACACCUAUUAUUUGGAGUCACUUUUGUCAAACCUUGAAAAUUAGCUCUAGAAUUUCUGUAAGCAUUUCUAGCACUUAUUUUUUUCCUCUGUAGUUUACAUAGACAGACUUUCUGUGUUAGACCUGUGUAUUUUUUUUAAGAAUCUUAUUUUUAGCAAAUACCCAUGCAAAGAGCUUUAAAAAGUGAAACUGUUUUUAAAGGAACAUGACUUUGCUCACUCAGACAUAGUGUUUACUGUGUUACAAAAUUUUAUUUCAAAUCAGCAUUUCCCCAAAGUAUGAAUCAUAUGACACUAGUUCCACAAGACAUUGACUGAGUGGUGUUUUGGAGGGUGGGGAAAGGGGUUUGGUAACAAACUUGGUUUGAUACUGAGUUUAAAAAAUGUUAAACAGAUUUCAUCAUUGCCAGCCUCCUCAAAGACUUUAAAGUAACCUGGUGAGCCAUUCUUCACCCUUACCUACAGAACUCCUUUUUAAUGGAACAUCUUGUAAAGCUAGUGCUUUUUAAGAAAAUGCCUUAGAAAACACAGCUUUAGGAUAUUGAUUUUGGUUUGUUUGUUUCCUAUUAUGAAAUGCUGAAGAGUAAAGUCCCAGCUUGAAUACUAUAGGAAAGCUUUGAUGCAUUUGUAAAUUAUAUUGCACUCUUUCACUAUAUAUUUUCAAAAAUCACUGGAAUGUUGUUAUACAAAAGAAUUAUACUUGUGUAUUGUAAAUAACAUGUUAAAAUACAUAUAUUAAUGCUAAUAGUUUAAUUCAACAAUAUGUAAUCUAAGGUGCUCGGUACUACAUGAAGUAUGAGUUAAUUACUCAUAAAUAAGUUGCAAAAAUCCUAUUAUAUAUUUAUAGACAAAUUAAAAUGAUCAUAACUACAAAUAUUUCUUCAUCACUUAAGUUUUGGACUGAUUAAUAUCUGUGUAGGGGUCAACAGAAGCUACAUUCUCUACAUUUAUAAAAAUUUAAUUUAAAUAUUUAUAUUUCAGGAAAAAUAUAUUUGAAUAAAAUUAAUGCAUUUUCUGAAGUAAAUUAAAAUGUGUUAUUAGCAAGAAAUAGUAAAUUUUACUAAGAGAAUUGUGUAUAUGAAUCGUUUUUUUUCCCUCCAAGUUAAAAAUAUGUCAUAAUAGAGUGGCUUUGAUGAAUCAAUUUCAAAUACUCAUUUCUUUUCUGAUUUUGAAUUCAACAAGUUAUAAUGGCUUUCUACGGUAGAUUUUAAUUUUGUCUUGAUGUAUGUUGGGGUGUAUGACACAAACUUGCAAGUCUGGAUCAUGUCUGGGUAUAGUCAGUGAGUCAACUGAGUCAUUUGGGGGAAUUUGUUUUUGUCCCUUGAGCUCUGUGCUCAAUCCCAUGAAUUAUUAAAUGUACAGUGUUUGUUCCUAAGUGAAAACCAAGACAAGUGAACAAUGUUUUAAUCUGUACUUUAUGGGAAGCUGCCUAUUUGUCAGUAGAUGUGGUUAAGUGAGUCCUUUGGUAUGGUGACAUCUAUUUAAACCAUCCUAGGAGGCCAUCUCUUAAGGCCAAUAGGGAUGUAGAUAACCAAUUUUUCUCUGACUUGAACUAAGUAGAGGAAACAAAAGUAUAAAUCUAUUACAAACUACCCAGGCAGAGGCAUUUAAUUAAUUCUAUCAAUUGGUAGAAUUAAAAUCCUGAAAACACAUGCUCCUUUGUCCAAAAGCUUGGUUAAAGCAAGAAAAGAGUGGUCUUAAUGGUUACAAGGAUUCUCCUAAAAUUAAUUGGCAGGAUUUCUGGCUCCUGUUUUACAAAUAAUAGAUAUUCCAUCUUGAGGGAACUGGAGUAGGCUGGGGUAAGAGGAUAAGUUUUGGAUGUACCUUGAGGUUUUUUAAAAUGUGCCUAUGUUUAUAGCACCAUGAAUAUCAUGUAAAAAUUACAUAUUAAUUAAAUAAAAAUUCACCUGUGA
Messenger RNA from Microcebus murinus (gray mouse lemur), 3823 nucleotides. The record is from RefSeq and is a predicted model, not a curated record. Lineage: Eukaryota; Metazoa; Chordata; Mammalia; Primates; Cheirogaleidae.